AUGGGAUGUGCAAGGGCAAAAUCUAGGCUGACUGCAAUUGCCUGGACCAGCACUAGUGGUGGCCUUUCCACACUCCAACCCUUAACACUGGAUAAGAAAUACCUUCUGUCUAUAAGAGGUGAUGACUUUGAUGCUGACAAAGAUACCACCAGAGCAACCAAAGAUGGUGCUGGUACCAGUAGUUUCAGACCACUACAACAGCCACAGUCAUGCAGUGUGGAAGAUUAUUGGACAGACUAUGACAGCAGCUCCUUCAGGGACAGUAUUACUGUGAAUACUGUGGCAUCUAUUCCCCGGAAGUAUGACAGCAGCUCCUCCAGGGACAGUAUUACUGUGAAUACUGCGUUAUCUGUUUCCCAGAGUAUGACAGCAGCUCCUCCAGGGACAGUACCUGGGACACAGAAGUCAAACAGAAUGGCGAGUCUUUGUCUUUUGAGUAUUUUGGCCCUGUUCUGUACCUUUGUUGAUGCUCAGGAGUCAGCAGUUGCUUUGGCUGGAGCAAUUAGUGACUGUCAGACGCUGUAUGAAGCAGAUAAUACAUUGAAAAAUGGUGUCUAUGCUGUUUAUUAUGACAUUAAUUCACCUGGAAAGAAGGCCACUUGUGACAUGGGGGCGAAAGGCUGGACUGUUAUAUUUCAGCGUUACAUGAGCAGGGAUGUCAACUUUGACCUUGACUGGAAGUCGUACAAGAAUGGUUUUGGAGAUGUACAGUUCACCUACUGGCUAGGCCAUGAGUUUGUACACCAGUUAACUAAAACAGCAAACUACAAGCUAAGGGUGGUAUUCUCAGCUGGCAGUGUCAGUAGGUUUGCAGAAUACAGCCACUUCAAACUGGAGCCAGAAUCACAGAACUAUGCCAUGAGGCUAGGUACGUACCAGCCCAGUACAGCUGAAGAUGGCUUCAUUGAUCCUAUAGUGAAGAAUCAGGUGGACAAUACCAUGUUUAGUACUCCGGACAAUGAUAAAGAUCAGUCUCCUGCCAACUGUGCCUCUGCAUACCAGAGUGGUUGGUGGUUUAGAGAUUGUCACGCCUCCAUCUUGACCCUGAAGGACCACCUUGAAUGGCAAGGUCUGUGCAGCAGUAAGGGAGAGUGUACCUUUGUAAAGAUGAUGAUUAUGAGAGUGUAAUUGUUUUAUUUUGACAGCAGAGAGGUAGCAUAUGCAUACAAUUUAACAUGAAAGUGUACUAUGUGUUCAAAUUUAUCAAUGCUUGAAAACAGGGAAAAAUAUUGUUAAAGGGGAAACUAGAUGAUUUGCUCAGUAAUUCCUGUAUUUAAAAAUGAAAAACAAAUAAAA
This is a messenger RNA of Protopterus annectens (West African lungfish), 1296 nucleotides long. Its product is annotated as fibrinogen-like protein 1-like protein. The record is from RefSeq and is a predicted model, not a curated record. Bases 1 to 1128 code for a protein of 375 amino acids. The transcript is spliced from 6 exons. Lineage: Eukaryota; Metazoa; Chordata; Ceratodontiformes; Protopteridae.